GCCCAACCCCUGUCUACCCCGGUCUGGCCUCUUUGUUCUUUCCUUCCCAAUAUACCCCUCCUCUGUUAAAUGCCUCUCUCACGGUCUUCUUGACACUCCCAUUAGACAAAACCCCCCUCUGUUUUCAUUUAGAAUACAUGACAGUUUUUUUAUGUUUGUUUUUCAGAAAAAAAAUAUAUGCAACAAAACUAGAGCUUCCCCUUCUCAUAUUCUACUUCUACACAGAGACAAAAGUGCUUCCUCUUUUGUGUUGUUUGUUUCUGUUGCUUUCAUCGACCUGCAAAGCAAAGCCACACAAGAUGAGCUCACAUUCCAUCUGAAAACACCAGAAAUCCGUAGCUCUCGGGAACCCGUUUGUUAUAUGCAUGUGCUGCUACACCUAUUGAUUAUUUGCCGUCAUUCAGUGUUGGGGUUUUCUUAGCAAGAAAAGGACCAUAAACCAACCAAUUCUGCAUGUAACUUCUUGUUUUUGGAGAGUUUUAGCCUAACAAUCAUGUUUUCUUGAAACCCGAAACCAGAUUUACACUGUGCGGUGGUGGUCGUGUGGGAUUUAAUGGAGCUGCAGAGGCCAAGCAAGUACUUCUGAGAUGGACCCAAGACCAUUUAUGAUACUACAAUGCUGCUUUUGAAGCUCUGAGAGAGAGAGAGAGAGAGGGAGGGGGUUGUUUGAGGAGUUUAGUGCUGGUUUGGGUUAAACUUUGAAGCACCUUUUCCCCUGUUGUACUACUUUUUUUUUUCUUUUUCCAAAUGGGUUUCGGUUUCUUUGUUUCCCUACUGGUGUUUUCACUUUUCUUGAAGCCUUUGGCUUGUCAACAACCCAAUACAGAUGGGUUCUUUGUCUCUCAGUUCGUGCAAAAGAUGGGCUUGUCCUCUUCUCAGCUCUACAACUUCUCUGCUCCUGUUUGCUCAUGGAAAGGAGUAUUCUGUGAUGCAAAAAAGGAAUAUGUUAUUGGCUUAGAUGUUUCUCGUUCGGAACUCUCUGGUUCUAUCCCUGAUACCACUAUUGGAAAGCUCACCAAGCUCCAGACUUUGGCACUUAGCAACAACAAAAUCACUGGUCUUCCUUCAGAUUUGUGGAGUCUAGGCUCACUCAAGUACCUUAAUCUCUCCCAUAACCAGAUUUCUGGGUCCUUGCCAAACAACAUUGGCAACUUUGGUCUACUUGAAAUCUUCGACCUUUCCAACAACAAUUUCUCUGGUGAAAUUCCUGCUGCUAUAAGCUCCCUCGUCAGUCUGCGAGUUCUUAAACUCAGCCAAAACUGGUUUGAAAAGAGCAUCCCAUCAGGAAUUGUGAGUUGCCAAUCUUUGUUUUGGAUUGAUCUCUCAUCGAAUCGGUUAAAUGGGUCUCUUCCAGAUGGUUUUGUUGCUGCAUUUCCUAAGCUCCAAAUAUUGAAUCUUGCUGGAAAUGAGAUUUCUGGCAGGGACUCCGAUUUCUCAGAGAUGAAAUCCAUUACUUCUCUUAAUAUUUCCGGGAAUAUGUUUCAGGGUUCGGUAGUAGGUGUCUUUAACGAGCUGUUGGAGGUGGUUGACCUGAGCAGAAACCAGUUUCAAGGUCACAUUUCUCAGGUACAAUUCAAUACUAGCUACAAUUGGUCUCAUUUGGUUUAUUUAGACCUUUCUGAAAAUCAGCUUGGCGGAGAAAUUUUACAUAAUUGGAAUCAAGCCCAGAAUCUCAAACACCUUAACCUAGCAGACAAUAGAUUUUCAAGGCAGGAAUUCCCAAGAAAUAUGGAAAUGCUUUUGGGUUUGGAAUACCUUAAUUUGUCUAAAACUAGUCUUACGGGUCGCAUUCCUGCUGAGGUUUCCAAAUUGAGUAACUUGAAUACACUUGAUCUUUCUCAGAACCAUCUUAUAGACCACAUUCCAUUACUCAGUAUAAGAAAUCUCCAAGUUUUUGAUGUUUCAUUCAACAACUUGAGUGGAGAAAUCCCUGCAUCUCUCUUGGAGAAACUCCCUUGGAUGGAGAGGUUCAACUUCUCUUACAAUAAUUUGACACUUUGUGCUUCUGAAAUCUCCCCUGAAACCCUCCAAACAUCUUUCUUUGGUUCAUCAAACAGCUGCCCCAUUGCAGCGAACCCGGUACUUUUAAGAAGACGAGCCACCAAGGACAAGCACAAGGGACUAAAGCUUGCUUUGGUUUUGACCUUCUCAAUGGUAUGCUUGCUUGCUGGUUUGCUAUUUCUAGCAUUUGGUUGCAGAAGGAAAACCAGAAUGUGGGAAGUAAAACAACCCUCAUACAAGGAAGAGCAAAAUAUAUCAGGCCCCUUUUCAUUCCAGACUGAUUCAACUACAUGGGUUGCGGAUGUUAAGCAAGCAACUUUGGUCCAUGUAGUAAUUUUUGAGAAGCCAUUGCUGAAUUUCACAUUCUCAGAUCUCUUAUCUGCAACUUCAAAUUUUGACCGGGGAACCCUUUUGGCUGAAGGGAAAUUUGGGCCUGUUUAUAGAGGAUUUCUUCCAGGUGGAAUUCAUGUAGCAGUGAAAGUUUUGGUCCAUGGUUCUACAUUGACAGACCAGGAAACUGCAAGAGAGUUUGAGUAUCUUGGUCGAAUCAAACACCCCAAUCUUGUUCCAUUGACUGGAUAUUGUUUAGCUGGGGACCAAAGGAUUGCUAUCUAUGAUUACAUGGAGAAUGGGAACCUUCAGAAUUUGCUUUAUGACUUGCCACUUGGGGUUCAGACAACAGAGGAUUGGAGCACAGAUACAUGGGAAGAAGAUGAUAACAAUGGCAUUCAAAAUGUUGGUUCUGAAGGGUUGUUAACAACUUGGAGAUUCCGUCACAAAAUUGCACUUGGCACUGCGAGAGCAUUAGCAUUUCUACACCAUGGUUGCUCACCUCCAAUUAUUCAUAGAGACGUUAAAGCUAGUAGUGUUUAUCUGGAUUAUAACUUGGAGCCAAGAUUAUCUGAUUUUGGACUGGCUAAGAUUUUUGGCAAUGGUUUAGAUGAAGAGAUCUCUCGAGGGUCACCGGGGUAUCUGCCGCCUGAGUUUUCUCAGCCAGAAUAUGAUACUCCAACACCAAAAUCUGAUGUAUAUUGCUUUGGAGUUGUUCUCUUUGAGCUGAUUACUGGGAAAAAGCCAAUUGGUGAUGAUUAUCCUGAGGAGAAAGAUGCAACUUUGGUGAGCUGGGUUAGAGGAUUGGUUAAAAAGAACAGAGGAGCAAGCGCUAUUGACCCAAAAAUUCGUGAUACAGGACCAGAUGACCAAAUGGAGGAGGCGCUCAAGAUUGGAUAUCUGUGCACAGCUGACCUUCCCUUAAAGCGACCGAGCAUGCAUCAGAUAGUCGGUCUUCUUAAAGAUAUGGAACAAACAGGUAACCAAUGAAGAACAAAUUAAGCUGAAAAAGGAAAAUGUGGGAGUUUAUUCUUUAGCUUUUCUUUCCUAUUUGUUUUUGUUCUUGUUGGCUGUUAUGGAUUCUUUUUUUGCUUCCAUGGGAAAUUGUACAGUAGCCCUGGAAAUUCAGUUUGGACUUUUGAUGUCGGUUCUCUUUGUGUUGUCAUUGUUUUG
Molecule: messenger RNA, 3504 nt
Organism: Prunus avium (sweet cherry)
Lineage: Eukaryota; Viridiplantae; Streptophyta; Magnoliopsida; Rosales; Rosaceae
Product: Leucine-rich repeat protein kinase family protein
Biological process (GO): protein phosphorylation
Molecular function (GO): protein binding; protein kinase activity; ATP binding
Source: RefSeq, a predicted model, not a curated record